Messenger RNA from Labrus bergylta (ballan wrasse), 3602 nucleotides. Its product is annotated as lysyl oxidase homolog 4. The record is from RefSeq and is a predicted model, not a curated record. Gene Ontology annotation, biological process: peptidyl-lysine oxidation; collagen fibril organization. Gene Ontology annotation, cellular component: membrane. Lineage: Eukaryota; Metazoa; Chordata; Actinopteri; Labriformes; Labridae. Gene Ontology annotation, molecular function: protein-lysine 6-oxidase activity; copper ion binding.
CACUGCCUUCUUUUCCUCCAGUGCUCUGUCCCUUCUUUCUCUCAGUUACUCCAGGCUGAGAUCAACAGAGAGGAUGCUGCGCCUCAGCUCCCUGUCCACACUACUCCUUCUGCUUCAACUCUUCCCUCCUCCGCUGGCUGCCCAGGAGGUGCUUGUGCGUCUAGCGGGCGUGGGCCGGCGAGGUGAAAACGAGGGACGUGUGGAGGUGUUCUACAAUGGUGCAUGGGGCACAGUGUGUGAUGACGAGGUGGAUCUAAACCUGGCCAAUGUGCUGUGCAAACAGCUGGGCUUCCAACGGGGCCUCACCUGGGCGCACAGUGCCAAGUUUGGCGAGGGACAAGGCCUGAUCUGGUUGGACAAUGUUCGCUGCAAGGGCACAGAGCUCUCUAUUGCAGAGUGUCGCUCCAAUGGUUGGGGAAUCAAUGACUGCACCCACUCGGAGGACCUGGGUGUUAUAUGCAGUUCACAAAGGAGAAGUGGCAUCCCCGAACCAGCUUCUUCAUCCUCCAGGCGCCAGCCAAGGCCACAGUCUGUGUAUCCUCCAGCUCCACCUUCAGCCCCAGCUUACAUCUCCUCGUCUCCUGCAAGAGGCCACGAGAUCGCACUCAAUCGCUACCCAACUUCCUCACGUCGCAGUUACUUAUCCCCGCAGGAGAACGGCCAUGAGAUCCAGAUCUUGCGAAGAAACCGCGGUGGCUCCAGACCAAUCUUGCAGCCUAGCCCAGCUCUACCUCAAGGGCACCAGCUACCUUCACAUCUGGCAAACUCAGCCUACAGGCAGAGGCAGGAGACAGCGAGGCCCAGUCCACAGACAGUGAGACGGCAGGCAGAGGUAGAGAGGCAGUCCCAAACCCGGAGGAGUGACAGACAUCAGCAGCUCAGUGGGAACCAUGUUGAACCAGAGCCUGUUUAUCCAGACACGGGACUGGAGACUAAUGCACAGUACACACAGGGGUCUGACAGGGUUCACUUAGAGGAGGCUCGACUCCGGCCAGUGCUGUCCAGCAAUAAUGGCAGGAUGGUGACAGAAGGAGUUCUUGAAGUGAAGCAUGCUGGGAAGUGGCGUCAUGUGUGUAGCCAGGGAUGGGAUCUCAGCAGCAGCCGUGUUGUCUGUGGCAUGUUAGGAUUCCCUGCCGCUGAAGCGUUUGACCAAAACGCCUACAGGAAACUGUGGGACUCCAAGUUGGCUGAUCCAUCCUCAAGACUGAGGACACAGAUCAGUAAGAAGGCUUACUGGGUGGAAAAGGUGCAGUGUCAGGGCGUGGAGGUCUCUCUGUCGCAGUGUCAGGCACAGCUUUUGUUGCCCAGGAGUGAUGUCCCAUGCAGGGGUGGCAUGCACGCUGUGGUCCGCUGUGUCCCUGGAUCCCAGUUUGCCCGUUACGGCAGAGCACCUGCACCCCCUGCUGUGCCACCGGUAGUGCGUCUGAAGGCGGGCCCACGGCUCGGGGAAGGUCGCGUUGAGGUGCUGAAGGAGGGGAAGUGGGGCAGCGUGUGUGACCACCUGUGGGACAUUGCUGCAGCUAGCGUGGUCUGCAGAGAGCUUGGCUUUGGGACAGCUAAAGAGGCCCUGACCAGGGCCGGACUGGGACAGGGUACUGGUCCCAUCCACAUGAACAGUGUGCAGUGUACAGGCAGGGAGACGUCGGUUACAGAGUGUCACUUCAGACCAGUGCCGCUUUACACCUGCAAACACAGUCAGGAUGUGGCGGUCCGCUGCAACGUGCCCAACACUGGCCUGCAGGCCCAGGUUCGUCUGGCAGGCGGCAGAGAGCCAUCAGAGGGUCGUGUGGAGGUGCUGAUGGAUGUUGGAGGGGGGAGACGUUGGGGCUCCGUCUGCAGUGAGAACUGGGGCAUCAACGAGGCCAUGGUGGUCUGUCGACAGCUGGGCUUGGGCUUUGCUGCAAGAGCUCAUCAGGAAACCUGGUACUGGCCUGGUUCUUCCGAUGCUAGUGAGGUGGUUCUUAGUGGAGCUCACUGUAGCGGCACCGAGAUGUCUAUCCAGCAGUGUCGCAGGAACACAAAUGUCUACUGUCCCAGAGGAGGAAAUGGCAAGGCUGCAGGAGUCACAUGUGUAGAAACUGCUCCUGACCUUGUGCUGGACGCACAGCUCGUGCAAGAGACAGCCUACCUGGAGGACCGACCCCUGCACCUGCUGACCUGCGCCAAUGAAGAGAACUGCCUGUCCUCCUCUGCGGCCAGGAUGAACUGGCCCUACGGACAUCGCCGCCUGCUACGCUUCUCCUCCCGCAUCAUGAACACGGGACGUGCCGACUUCAGACCCCGUGCAACCAGAGAAAGUUGGACGUGGCACCAGUGUCACAGGCACUACCACAGCAUUGAGGUUUUCACCCACUAUGAUCUGCUGACCCUCAAUGGGACCAAGGUGGCUGAAGGACACAAAGCCAGCUUCUGUCUGGAGGACACCUACUGCCCUGAUGGAAUCCAUAAACAGUAUGCCUGCUACAACAUGGGACAACAGGGAAUCUCUGUUGGCUGCUGGGACACCUACCGCCACGAUAUUGACUGCCAGUGGAUCGACAUCACAGACAUUCGUCCUGGUGAAUACAUCUUCCAGGUGGAAGUCAAUCCUUCCUUAGACAUGGCUGAGUCUGACUUCCAGAACAAUGUGAUGCGUUGUCGCUGCAAGUAUGAUGGAGCACGAGUCUACAUGUUUGGAUGCCAUGCAGGUGAUGCUUACAGCGCAGAGGCGGAGGACUUAUUUGACCACCAACGCCAGAUCUCCAACAACUUCCUGUGAAUAAAGGAAAACGUAGAUUUAAAGACAGAACAACUGAACAAUUCCUCACCCCACCUCAACAUGUCAGGGUAUUGACAUGCCAGUAACUUGAGGGUCGUGAGGGUGGGAGACUAGGAUGGUUUGGGAGGGACUUACUAUCAACAACACCUGUUCCUGUUUGAAAGUCAAAGAAAUAACAGAAGGAUGAAGAGAGGUAAAAUGUUUGGAAAAAAACAAAGCAGAGUUGGCCAUCACAAGCAUCAUGUCACCAUGAUAGACCAUAGAGUAGUUUACAAUUUGAAAAAUGUGUUACAAGUUUAUUUACCUUGAUCAAUACCAAACUAGAGUUUAGAAAGUAAUGACGUGAAGGCACAUGAGAGCAAAACAUCCUUUACUUUUACAGUGUUUCAACUAGCUGUUGUCCAUUUGAUAUAUUGGACAGGCUCUGUACAAGCUUCCUGUGCUUUUGAUGUUCUCAUUACAAAUGCAGUAUUUACUGUUACAACUGUGCGGUUUUGGUUUUGAAUGAUGAUUUUUGUUUUUAUUUCAUGGUGCUAUUUUGCCUUAUUUGAAUAAAUAUUGUAAUGUAUUGCAAAUGUAUUGUCAUGUACAGUUUUAUAUUACCUCUCUGGAAUAUUGUGCUUUAGGUCUAAUUUAUGCAGAAUUUAAAUGUACUUUUGAGUGGAAACUUGUGCCUGUGUGGCUUUGUUUUGUAUUGUCACUUUUAUCAUGAGAAAUAUUUUCACCUGUUUGUUCUUAACCUGUUUACCAAAAGUGACAUCAGAUGAGAUCUGGUUGUACAUUAUCACGCCUUUAACAAUACUUGGUAAUGGUAAUGAAAGAAUAAAGAUCAGAUUGACACACU